This is a messenger RNA of Malus domestica (apple), 1406 nucleotides long. Lineage: Eukaryota; Viridiplantae; Streptophyta; Magnoliopsida; Rosales; Rosaceae. The record is from RefSeq and is a predicted model, not a curated record.
UCGAUCGUUCGAAAAGGAAACUGUUUUUGAAAACGCUGUCCCCGACCGUGCCACUCUAUCUCCGCAACUUUAGAUUUUUGAAUUUUGUUUUCAGAAAGAAAAAAAAAAUCGGGGAAGAAGGAGGAUGUACGACCCGCAGCACUUCCUGGAAUCGCAAGACAAUUCGAGGAAUUUCGGGGACCCGAAAUCGUGGCUUUCCGGGGAUGCCAACUCGUCCCCGACUCACCUCCCUACUCAGUCCUCACUCGCUCACUCCUCCACCGCCACCAACAGCAAUCUCGAUCGCGUCCUCUUCAAAGACCUCGUCGAGAUCGUGCCUCUCGUCCAGUCCCUCAUCGAUCGGAAAGCUAGCAGUUCGUUUACGCGGCGGGGUUCGGUGGCCUACACCAAGACACCUUCAAGAGAAUCCUUAUCCAAAAAAGUUGAACAGAAAGGGAGGAAUGCGGCUCAAUCCAUUCCCGCGAGAAAGAAGAGGGAUCAUGGAGACAAGGACUCAAGCAAAAAUGCUGGCAGCCUUGAUGCUGACAGCUUUUCAAGUUUUUCCUCAAGGGCUUCGGCAGCAGAAAAAGAAGAGUUGGAUACAUUAAGGGUACAAGUGGAAGAUUUACAAAAGAAAGUAGCAGAGAAGGAGGAACUUUUAAAGUCAUCAGAGAUCUCAAAGGACCAAAUGAAUGCUGUUCAAGCAAAACUAAAUGAAUAUAAGCAACAAGUUGCAGAAAAAGACACAGUAAUAAAGGCUGUUAAGCAACAACUCUCUGAUGCAAAGAUUAAGCUUGCAGACAAGCAAGCUGCUUUGGAAAAGUUACAGUGGGAAGUGAUGACAUCCAACAGGAAAGUGGAGAAGCUCCAAGGAGAGCAAGACUCCUUGAAAGGACAGAUUUCAUCAUUUAUGCUCCUAUUUGAAAGCUUGAUGAAAGCUGAUCCCGUUGUAUACGGUGAAGAUUAUGAUAUUUCAAUGAAUACUGUGGAUCAUCUUCCUCACAUUGUAAGUUCACAACCCUGUCCCUUGGAUAUGGUGGAUGAUUUGGAUGAGGCACAGAUGAAGAAAAUGGAAGAAGCUAGAAGAGCAUACAUCGCUGCUGUUGCCGCUGCAAAAGAAAAGCAAGACGAAGAAUCUAUUGCCGCUGCAGCCAGUGCAAGGUUACAUCUUCAGUCAUUUGUUCUCACAUGAUUUAGGUUUAGCGCCACUAGGUAUUUACCGGCUUUGCGUUGCGGUGAGUCUGCUUGAAUUAUUGUUUAUUGUUGUAUAUUUUCAUUUUAUUUCUUCCCUUUUGCUGGGUUAUGUGAAAUGUGAGUCUUUCCUUUCUUGUUUAUCUAGUUUUCGGGAUGAUAUACGUGAUUUUUCUUGAUAAUUGUAUGUGAUUUCUCCCUCGCACGAAAUGAAAAUCGAAUUUCUUUUCUGAAAA